This is a messenger RNA of Scleropages formosus (Asian bonytongue), 855 nucleotides long. RefSeq names its product troponin I, fast skeletal muscle-like. The record is from RefSeq and is a predicted model, not a curated record. The transcript is spliced from 7 exons. Gene Ontology annotation, biological process: skeletal muscle contraction; cardiac muscle contraction. Lineage: Eukaryota; Metazoa; Chordata; Actinopteri; Osteoglossiformes; Osteoglossidae. Gene Ontology annotation, cellular component: troponin complex. The coding region runs from base 90 to 623 and encodes 177 amino acids.
CUUAAUUUGUGGUGCUAACCAGACCGUCCCAUCCCACCACCCCGUCCUGCUCUUCUUCUCAUAGGUGGUGAGACAAACAAAAAGCCAAGAUGUCUGAACAUAAAAAGAUGAGCUCCAGUCGGAAGCACAACCUGAAGAGCUUGAUGCUCUCGGUUGCUAAGAAGCUCCUGGAGACUGAGAAAAGCCAGUAUGAAGCAAACAAAGCAAAGCACUUGGCAGACAACUGCCCUCCUCUCUCGCUGCCUUCCUCCCUGCAAGAGCUUCAGGAAGUUUGCAAAAAGCUGCAUCAGCAGAUCGAUAAGGUUGAUGAGGAGAGAUAUGAUUUGGAAUCCAAAGUCAGCAAGGGUGUCAAGGAGAUCGAAGACCUGAAGAUCAAGGUGAUUGACCUGAAGGGCAAGUUCAAGAAGCCGGCUCUGAGGAGAGUGCGCAUGUCCGCUGAUGCUAUGCUCCAGGCUCUGUUGGGCUCCAAGCACAAGGUGUCUAUGGAUCUGAGGGCCAACCUGAAACAAGUGAAGAAGGAGGUCAAGGAGGAGCCACUGGAAGCCGUCGGCGACUGGCGCAAGAACAUCGAGGACAAGGCUGGCAUGGAUGGCAGGAAGAAGAUGUUUGAGACUGAGGGUUAAGCGGACUGUCUUUGCUGGGCUUCCCUUUGGGUUCGAGCUGCUUGCUUUCAAACAGACUCUCUGAGUAAAUGAUAUCUUGUUUGCAUACUGGCAUCUCUUGGAGCCCCUCAAGGUAGUCAGUAUCUUUUAGAUUUGCUUGUCUCGUCUCAGAUUUGUAACAGCUGUACUGGUGAGAAACAUGUAACAGUGCCAAGCUGACUUUACUAAAUAAAUUAUUUAAAAGAAAGUCCCA